This is a messenger RNA of Didymella exigua CBS 183.55, 1261 nucleotides long. Its product is annotated as acid protease. The transcript has a single exon. Gene Ontology annotation, molecular function: glutamic-type endopeptidase activity. The record is from RefSeq and is a predicted model, not a curated record. Bases 251 to 1084 code for a protein of 277 amino acids. NCBI's taxonomy places the organism in Eukaryota, Fungi, Ascomycota, Dothideomycetes, Pleosporales, Didymellaceae. Gene Ontology annotation, biological process: proteolysis.
GAGAUUAGGAAGGUAUCAUUGAAGGCCACAUCCAGGGGCUAUCGUAACAUGCUACGGAGCAUUCUCAUGUAACUGCGAACCGCAAGGUAUAAUGUUCUGAGACUAUUUCCAGCGAUUGGUGAGCUCUCAUAUAAAGGUCAGCAGAUUCUUCUCUUUCGUUUACCUCACAGCAACACAGUCGCUCCGCAUAUCUCUUCCAGUCAAGUCUUUGUUUCGCCGUCGAAACCAGUAACUUCUUCCCUCCAUCACAAUGAAGUUUUCCGUCGCUUUCGUCUCUGCAGCCCUCGCUGGCGCAGUUUUGGCUCGCCCAUCCAGUCUUGCUCAGCGCGUCCAGUCUCGUGCUGACGGUACUCGCCGCCACCGAACUCAGCCUAUGGUCAAGGUCGGCAGCAGCGUCAAGGAGAACGCCAAGUUCGUUGCUGACACCGGCAAUACCACUGCUCAUGUCGAUUAUUCCUCCAACUGGUCCGGUGCGGUCCUUGAGCAGCCAUCAUCUGGUUACUUCACGUCUGCCACCGGCCGCUUCACGGUUCCUACUCCUCAGCACGUCGGCUCUGACGGCACCGAGUAUUCGACCGCAUGGGUCGGAAUCGAUGGUGACUCUUGCGCCAGUGGCCUUCUUCAGGCUGGUGUCGACUUCACCGUAACUGCCUCCGGUGACGUUUCUUACGACUCCUGGUAUGAGUGGUACCCCGACUACUCCUACGACUUCAGCAACUUCGACGUGGAGGCUGGCGAUGUCAUCCAAGUCGACAUCACUGCAACCUCGACCACUAAGGGCACUGUCAAGCUCACGAACGUCAGCACCGGCAAGAGUGUCAGCAAGACUUUGAGUGCGCCCAGUGGCUCUGUUCUGUGCCGUCAGAACGCUGAGUGGAUUGUGGAGGACUUCGAGCAGAACGGUAGCCUCGUUGCCCUUAACAACUUCGACAGUGUUGUCUUCAGUCACGCUAGCGCUGCGCUCAGCACUGGCGGAUCAGACGACCUAAGCUCUGCUACCAUCAUCGACCUCAAGCAGGGUAGCACUGUUUACACUGAUGUUACUAUUGACAGUGGCUCUCAGGUUAGUGUCACCUACGUUUAAGAUUUCAACGCACAGGAAGUAGCUAGUCUGAUCAAUGGACCUGGAGGAUCUGGGGCUGGCUAGGUGAUUGAUGCUGUUAACAAUCGUAAAGUCACGGAUAGUAGAAGUGUCCGGGACUUAGUCACACCGAAGUUAAGGCAUUGUAGUCUAAUAAACAAAAUCAAGCCUGUACAGCCA